AUGGCGCCAUGGAACCGCAUUCGGCUCCCCAUCUGGAUCAUUCUUUUCUCUCUCUUCUCCAUAACAAGCCAGGCUCGCGAGGCCAAAGCAGCAGUCCCCGGGUUGUACACCGGCAACUUUGGUAAUUGUUUGGCCGGCGAGAGCGUGCUCGAGGUUACCAGGUUUGACGUCGCCUACGAUGCCGGCAAUAGGACCCUCGUCUUGCGCCUCGAUGGCACGAGCAGUGUCAAGGAAGAGUCUGUCAUGUUGCACCUGUCCAUUGACGGAUAUGGCGCCAACCGCUUCGUCAUGGCCGUCGACCCGUGCAGUUUCAACAUCAGCAGCCUCUGCACCCUGAGUGCAAAAAAAACCUUCUCUGCCAGGACGGUGCUCCCGGCUGGUGCUCAGCGCGUCGGAGAGCUGUCCGAUUUUCCCUUUAACCUGCCAGACUAUGAGGGCUCGGCAAAGCUACAGAUGGUCGCCAAGUCUAACCAGGAAGUGAUUGGGUGCGUUCAGGCCUCCAUGACGAACGGCAGGACGCUGUCCCAGCCCGAGAUCGUAGCGCCCGUCCUCGGCGUUUUCACGCUGGUGGCCAUCGUCGCCUCCUUCAUGACGGCCGCAUACGGCGUUAGCGUCCCGCACAUGAGGAUGCACCAUGCUCAUUCUCUCUCGGUCCUGGUCACGUUCGAGACCCUGCAGACAGUCUUCUUCACGGGGGCCCUCUCAGUCCACUGGCCGCCCAUCUUGAUGGCCUGGUGGUCCAACUUCGCCUGGUCCGCCGGCCUCAUCUACAUCCGGGGCAUGGUCCGGUCCAUCAACAAGUUUGCCGGGGUGGACGACAGCGCAACCCGGUUCUUGGGCAGCGGCGAAUCCCCGCCCUGGCUCCUUGCGAGAUCCUCGGCGGUCGAUGGAGCGUCCGGAAGCACGGGCAAGGGGCGUCCCGCCUACAACUCCAGUUUUCUUCACGACUAUACCUGGUCCGGAAGCUUGGCAGCGCCCGGGUUGCCUCUCCCUGGCGGCACCUGGUCAGGGUUUCCUGCGACGCUCUCAGUUCUCGGCAUCCCCGUCGCCGAUGCGUUCAUGAUUGGGCUGAUCUGGCUGCUGAUAGCCAUCGGGCUGGUCGCCUUGGCUACCGGGGGCUUCAAGACCAUGCUCGAGGGGUUAGCGGCCACUGGUAGGAUCAAGAAAGACCGGCUGCACUUUUUUCGCAGCCACUGGACCGGCUAUCUCGGACAUGCCAUGCUGAGGACCCUCGUCGUCGCCUUCUUCAUGCUCAUGACGCUGGCGAUGAUGCAGCUGACGAUUCGGAUGACCGUCGGGCCCGUCGCUGUUGCCACGGUGGUGUUCAUUUUCGCGCUAAUCGGACUCAUUGGCCUGAUUGCGAGCAGUUGCAAAGCUCGAACCCGAGACGGGAGGUUCCAGGUCACGUCAGACCCAGUGAUCUGCUUCCGGAAAAAGACGUCUGGCAAGAUCCCCGGUUUGCGGUUUGGGUAUGGGUUGGGUCGGGAGAGCACCAUCAAAACCCACGCCCUCGACGUCCAGCCAGUCUUCCGCAUCCCUCUCUUCAAGAUUCGCCACUCCAAUAACGACCCGGACCGGCCCAGCGUGCACUUGGACGAGCGCUUCGUGAAGAGAUUCGGCUGGCUUACGGCGAGAUACCGCCGCUCGCGAUGGUGGUUCCUGGCAUACCAUGUCGGUUACCUGUUCUGUCGCGCCGCCUUCUUGGGGGGCGGAUGGAAGACCCCACGCGUCCAGGUCUGCGGCGUUUUGGCAGUCGACGUUGUGAACUUUGUCGUUGCCGCCAUCCUGUCACCCUUUGAAGGAGCUCGCAACACGGUCAUGGGCGUCUGGAUACUCGGCAUCUGCAAGAUAGUCACAGGCGGCGUGGCCGCCGCCAUGCUCUCAAACCCGGAGAUUAAGCGCUCCAAAGCAGCCGAGCUCGGAAUUGUGAUAAUCGCUGUCCAAGCCCUGGCCGUGGCCGCCCUGCUGGUGCUGAUUGUCCUCAGCGCGGCCUCCUCCUUUCUGUCUUUGAUGCGCAACCGUGAGGAAAUGGACCCCGACUGGCUCGAGCCGGUGCGGGUGGCCUACUUCACAAAGAUGGAGAGGAAGGCCCGAGAUGCGCGCUUCGUCAACGAGACGGAGCCGCCUCCGCCGACGCCACGGUUCUCGGUCCUCUCGAUCCGGCGUCGCCCCAAGAUCGAGGACGAGGACGAGGACAUGAACCCGGCUCCGUACGGACCGGAACAACAACAUCAUCAUCAUCAUCAGCAGCAGCAGGAGCAGGAGCAGGAGCAGGAGCAGGAGCAGGCGACGCCCGACGACAGCUCCGCGGACGACUCCCGAUCGCGUGCCCGCCGCAGCCACGGCAGCUACAGCCGCGCGGGCAGCGUCAGCCCGCGGCUAAGCACGGGCAGCCUCCCGCCGGCAGCCCGGCCGUACCGCCUGUCGUGGUCGUCGAGGGAGCUUGGGGAGCUGGCGGCGGCGGGGGCGGGACCUAGCAGCCGUCCGGACAGCGUCCUGACCAAGCGGCUCAGCGGCGUCACCUGCGUGGUGGUCACCGACUGCGACGCGGCGCCAUCCAAUGCGUCGUGGGUAGAACCGGAGUCGGCCAGGCCGCGGGACAGCACUUGCAGCUUGGGCACGCGCACGCCGUCGGCCAGUAGGUCGUCGAGCCCGGCCAUCGGGAGGUCGCCGAGUCCUGGAUUCGGGAGGUCCUCGAGGGAGUUUGUUGUCGGUGGUAGCUCGGCUCACGUUGACGGGAGGAGACCGCCUACGGCAUUGCCUGAAGCCCCAGAGCCGCAAGAGUAA
This is a messenger RNA of Thermothelomyces thermophilus ATCC 42464, 2787 nucleotides long. RefSeq lists its product as uncharacterized. Lineage: Eukaryota; Fungi; Ascomycota; Sordariomycetes; Sordariales; Chaetomiaceae. The transcript has 5 exons. The record is from RefSeq and is a predicted model, not a curated record. Gene Ontology annotation, biological process: transmembrane transport; fungal-type cell wall biogenesis. Bases 1 to 2787 code for a protein of 928 amino acids.